GGCGACGAGGCGACGAUGGAUUCGCCGGCGCCGGCAGCGAGUCCUGCGCAGGUUCACCGGAGGGGGCGGCGUUGGAUCUUGGCACGCUCGAUCGGACCGGAUUCAGUGCUGCUCGAGCUCGACUGCUCCUCCCAUCGAUGUAACUCUCUCACUUUCUUCUCUCUAGAAUGAAUCCGAGUGCUCCUCCCUCCGUAUUUGAUUCCAAGUUUUCGACUACUAGUUUUCUCAUCCAUCACUCUACCUGCUACUCCAUCCGUUUUAGGUUUCAGGUUAUAAGAUGUUUUUAUUUGUUCAAAGUCAAACUACUCUAAGUUUGACUAAGUUUAUAAAUAAAUAUAGUAAUAUUUAUAAUACUAAAUUAUUUUUAUCAAAUCAAUAAUUAAAUAUAUUUUUAUAAUAAAUUUGUCUUUUAUUGAAAAUGUUACUAUUUUUUUCUAUAAAUUUGGUCUAAUUUAAAGUAGUUUUGACUUUACAAAAGUUAAAACGUGUUAUAACCUCUGAAACGGAGGAGGUAGUAGUAACUGCUAGUCCUAAUCGUUUUCGGAUUAUUCCUAGUGCCAUCCAUACCUUCUCUAAAUUAAUCCGAUUAGAGCGCAUGUUAUAAAUUUAAUACGUACGCUUGCUUCAUCUUCUUCUUCACCAUCCAUGGACUUGAAGAAGGCCAACAACAACAGCAACAAGAGGCAGCGCAAGAGCACCACCACCACCACCAGCGUCGUCGGGCCCGACAAUGGAGGGCUUCCGCCACGGCGCAGCAGCCGUAUCGCGGAGAGGAAGAACGUCGUCAAGAGGGCUCGCCACCGCCACGACGGCGAGCAGCCGGCAACAAGCCGCUGCAGCCAGCUCUCCGGCGAGAUGCCAGAUGAGAUGGUGCUCGAGUUGCUCGCCCGCCUGCCGGUGAAGUCCCUCCUGCGGCUCAGGGCGGUCUCCAGGCCAUGGCGCGCCGCCAUCUGCGCGCCCUCCUUCGUCGCCGCGCACCUCCGCCGCUCCGCCGCCAGGCACCGCUGGGAGCCGACCCUCCUCAUCGCGCCACAGCUGCUCGACGACGCCGAGCGCGACAUCAUAUGGCUGACCAACUUCUCCGACACCAUCCGCCUCUACCAAUGGCGGCGGCGGCGCAACGGACAGACGGAGGAGGAGCAGGUCGGUGCCGGUGCCAGUGCCAGCCUAAUCUUCAGGAGAAGCUUCCAUGGCGAGUUCAGGUCGGUGUUCCAGCUCAGCCAUUGCAAUGGCCUCAUGCUGGUGCCCACCGACACCACCUCCUACGUCGUCAAUCCGGCCACCAGGAGCGCCAUUGCUCUCCCCGAAAGCCGCCGCCGCCGCCGCCGCCGCGCACUUCCCCAGGCGACCGGGUUCGGCCAUGACCCUCACACGGGCACGUACAAGGUCGCCCGCUGCUUCGUCCGCUCCGGCGACGGCGUGGUGCCGGAAUCCACCACCACCGGGAUGGAGCUCUGCACCAUCGGCGGCAAUGGCGGCGUCUCCGUCGGUUCUUGCUGGAGGGAGAUCGUCGCCGACACGCCCUACCCCGUCCUCGUCUGGCACACCGCCACCUUCUUCAGGGGCGCCCUCUUCUUCACCACCUGCCACGACACGGCGGCGCGGCCGCCGCAGGAGAGCCGGCUGCUGCGCCUCUGCCUGCGAGACGAGACGUUCAGCGUCGUCGCGCCGCCGCCGCCAUGCCGGCCGCCGUUCCUCCACGAGGCCUUCCACCUGAGCGAGCUCAACGGUGUACUGUGCCUGGCCCACGCCGCCGGCGCCGGCGACGAGGGGACGUCGACCUCGUCGUCGGUGGUGAUCUGGAUGACGGAGGACGGCGUGAGCCCGCGGUGGAGCAAGAGGUGCGUGUUCACGUCGACGAGCAUGUUCAUCCCGAUCGCGCUGUUUCAUCAUGGCGGCGGCGGAGGCGGCGGGGUGAUCGGCAAGAGAGGUGAUCUCUUGUUCUUCCUCGGCGACGAUGACGACGGAGAAGACGAGAGCAGAAUCGGAGAGGGGAAGGAGGAGGAAAAGCAGGUGGUUUGCUUGAAUGGCAUGACGUACCAUGAUGAUGAACAGGGCAGGCACACCGUGGUAGUAGGGAGUUCUUGGGAGAAUCUACAUUACUACAAACUGAUCCCCUACACGGAGAGUCUUGUUCCCAUAUAAUAAAACUUAAAUUAACCACACCCUCCGUCUCGAAAAGAAUCACCUUCUUCAGGUAUCUGAAUAUGUAUUCGUCCGGAUUCAUUUUCAAAAAGUUGGUUUUUUAUUUGAUGGAGGGAGUAAGCUUAGAUGCAUCUUAAAUUAACCACUUGGUUUUUUAUCAAGUGGUGAUGUGUUGGGUGUUUUGUUGUCGUCUGGAAUAUUUAUAUCUAAGCAACAUCAUUAUGUAUUUUUUUUUCUAAGUAGUUUGUCCAGCUUGUACAUUGUGCUGCUCCUCCAUUUUGUGUGAAUGUCAGAAUUUAUGUUUUGCCCUUGUUGGCGUGUUGUGUGAACUAUGUACGUAUUUAUUCAGACAAGAUCAUUACGAGUAGAGGAAGAUUCUACCGGCAAUUAAGUUGUUUUUCCAGCUUAUAAAAUUGUGCUGCUCCUCCGUUUUGUGUGGAAAGUAGAAUAUAUAUGUAUUACUCUUGUUGUCUGAAAUAUGUAUGAUCAGGGAAGGUUUGGAAGUUUUCAGAUUCUACUGGCAAUUAAGCUGCUGCAUAAUACUACCAACAACAUUAUACUGGAAACUUGGAAGGAAUUAGAGGGCCAGGUCAGUAUGUAAUAAAAAGCCAUUUGCGCCCCAUUUCUGUGCGCCAUUCACUGGGAUGAAAACCGUACCGGUACGUUUGUCAUUACCGAUUGUUUCUGAUCGUCUUGAAUUGAAGUUGAUGCCACUAAAUAGUUAAUUUCAUAAAUAUAAAAAAUUCCUAACCAUACUGAUAUUGUUUAUGUAAAAAAAAAUUGAUAUCGUUUUCAGCCGUUUUCAUCACAUCGAUGUACAGCCAAUGAGCCAAACUGUUGCAAAUAAACACGAGUAAAUUUCAAUAAGAAAAAAAAACUCAAGAAAUAUCUACGAAUAUGGUACUGAUACCACCUCACUUCUCAAUUUCAGUCCAAUCACGACAUUCACAGAUCGGCGAAGAUCAAACGCACACAGUUACACCAAUCGAAAUUAAACCAUGUUUCACUUUCUUAGCACCUCAUUUUUCCUGUUUCCUAAACUCA
Oryza sativa Japonica Group (Japanese rice) is the source of this 3189-nucleotide messenger RNA. Its product is annotated as putative F-box protein At2g02030. NCBI's taxonomy places the organism in Eukaryota, Viridiplantae, Streptophyta, Magnoliopsida, Poales, Poaceae. The record is from RefSeq and is a predicted model, not a curated record. Gene Ontology annotation, molecular function: protein binding.